AUAAACAUCUCAAUUGGCAACCACAGAUACAACAUGUAAAUAAUAAAUAAGCUAAAAAUUUAGGAAUCCUUUCAAAACUAAGAUAUUACAUAGAUCUGAAUAUACUGAAACAAAUUUGUUAUGCUUUAAUGUGCCAGCACCUUCGAACCAUCUUCUUUGCACAUCCUAAAGAGAGGGCUGCUCCGUAUUCUAAACUCCUAACUAUCCUUAAAUUAGAUAAGAUAUAUGUUAUAAUA
This is a messenger RNA of Porites evermanni, 236 nucleotides long. Lineage: Eukaryota; Metazoa; Cnidaria; Anthozoa; Scleractinia; Poritidae. The record is from the annotation of a GenBank genome assembly.